AUGCAGAGCUGCGGGCGCUGGUGGGGGCGGCUGGCGGCCCGCGGGGCGCCGCACCUGUGGGCGGCGGCGGGGCAGCGGCGCUGGGGCGGCGGGGAGGCGGCGCGGUGCAUCGAGCAGCUCCUGCCGCGGCACGAUGACUUCUCCCAGCGGCACAUCGGGCCCCGGGAGCAGGAGAAGCGGGAGAUGCUGCGAACCGUCGGGGUGAAGAGCGUCGAGGAGCUGAUGGACAAAACCAUCCCGGCCAGCAUCCGCCUCCGGAGGCCGCUGAGGAUGGAUGACCACGUCUGUGAAAAUGAAAUCCUUGAAACUCUCUACAAUAUUGCAAGGAAGAACAAGAUAUGGAGGUCCUACAUAGGCAUGGGUUAUUACAACUGCUCAGUGCCUCAGCCCAUCGCGCGCAACUUGUUGGAGAAUGCAGGAUGGGUUACCCAGUAUACACCUUACCAGCCAGAGGUGUCCCAGGGUAGGCUGGAGAGCCUCCUGAAUUACCAGACGAUGGUGUGUGAUAUCACAGGAAUGGAUGUGGCUAACGCAUCUUUGCUGGAUGAAGGGACAGCUGCUGCAGAAGCCAUGCAGUUAUGUCACAGACACAACAAAAGGAGAAAGUUCUAUGUAGAUGCCCGAUGCCACCCUCAAACUAUAGCAGUGGUCCAAACAAGAGCAAAUUAUACAGGUGUUAUUACGGAGCUCAAAUUACCCCAUGAGAUGGAUUUCAGUGGAAAGGAUGUCAGUGGAGUGUUAUUUCAGUAUCCAGACACUGAAGGGAAGAUUGAAGACUUCUCUGAACUUGUUGAAAGAGCUCAUCAGAAUGGGACUCUCGCCUGCUGUGCUACUGACCUCCUGGCCCUCUGUAUUCUGAAGCCUCCUGGAGAGUUUGGGGUAGAUGUUGUCCUGGGUAACUCCCAGAGGUUUGGUGUCCCGCUGUGCUAUGGGGGACCCCACGCAGCAUUCUUUGCUGUCAAGGAAAAUCUAGUGAGAAUGAUGCCGGGCAGAAUGGUGGGUGUCACAAGAGAUGCAAGUGGGAAGGAAGUGUACCGGCUUGCUUUACAAACACGAGAACAGCACAUCAGGAGGGAUAAAGCUACCAGCAACAUCUGCACAGCACAGGCUCUCCUGGCCAACAUGUCAGCCAUGUUUGGUAUAUACCAUGGGUCUGAUGGACUAAGGCACAUUGCAAGACGAGUACACAAUGCUGCUCUAAUCUUGGCUGAAGGUCUCAGGCGAGCUGGUCAUAAACUACAUCAUGAUCUGUUCUUUGAUACCUUGACGAUCACGUGUGGAUGCUCAGUCAAAGAGGUUUUGGACAGGGCAGCUCUUAGAAAGAUAAAUUUUCGGAUUUAUAGUGAUGGCAGACUUGGAGUAUCACUUGAUGAAACUGUAAAUGAGAAAGAUCUAGAUGACAUACUAUGGAUUUUUGGUUGCGAGUCUUCUUCUGAGCUAAUUGCUGAAGGUAUGGGUGAGGAAACCAAAGGCAUCCUUAGCACCCCAUUUAAGAGAACUUCCAAAUUCUUGACACACCAGGUUUUCAACAGCUAUCACUCUGAGACAAAUAUUGUGCGGUACAUGAAAAGAUUAGAAAACAAAGAUAUUUCUCUUGUUCACAGCAUGAUUCCCUUGGGGUCCUGCACAAUGAAGCUCAAUAGUUCAGCUGAACUCGCACCUAUUACAUGGAGAGAAUUUGCCAACAUCCACCCUUUUGUUCCUCUGGAUCAAGCUCAAGGGUAUCAGCAGCUUUUCAAGGAUUUAGAGAAGGACCUGUGUGAGAUUACAGGCUAUGACAAAAUCUCCUUCCAGCCAAAUAGUGGAGCCCAGGGAGAGUACACAGGCUUGGCUGCAAUCAAAGCUUAUUUAAACGCCAAAGGAGAACGUCAUCGAACCGUUUGCCUUAUUCCUAAAUCUGCUCAUGGUACUAAUCCAGCAAGUGCACAAAUGGCAGGGAUGAAGAUUCAGCCCAUUGAAGUGGAUAAAAAUGGGAGCAUUGAUAUUUCUCAUUUAAAAGCAAUGGUGGACAAGCACAAGGAGAACUUGGCAGCCAUCAUGAUCACAUACCCUUCCACCAAUGGUGUGUUUGAAGAGGAGAUUGGAGAUGUGUGUGACCUCAUUCACAAACAUGGAGGCCAAGUUUACUUAGAUGGAGCAAAUAUGAAUGCUCAGGUUGGUCUGUGUCGUCCUGGAGAUUAUGGCUCUGAUGUCUCUCACUUGAAUCUUCACAAAACCUUUUGUAUUCCCCAUGGAGGAGGAGGACCCGGAAUGGGACCAAUUGGAGUGAAGAAACAUUUGGCUCCCUACUUGCCUACCCACCCUGUGAUCAAAAUACAGACGGAUAAGGAUGCGUGUCCUUUGGGUACUGUCAGUGCUGCACCUUGGGGUUCCAGUGCUAUACUGCCAAUUUCCUGGGUGUAUAUCAAGACAAUGGGAGCAAAGGGUCUGAAGCAUGCUUCUGAGAUUGCUAUACUAAAUGCAAAUUACAUGGCAAAGAGGCUAGAGAAGCACUACAAAAUCCUUUUCAGAGGAGCAAGAGGUUAUGUAGCCCAUGAAUUCAUUUUGGAUACAAGACCUUUCAAAAAAACAGCAAACAUCGAAGCUGUAGAUCUUGCUAAAAGGCUUCAGGAUUAUGGUUUUCAUGCUCCAACCAUGUCCUGGCCAGUGGCAGGGACACUUAUGAUUGAACCUACAGAGUCUGAAGACAAAGGAGAGCUGGACAGAUUUUGUGAUGCCAUGAUCAGUAUUCGUCAGGAAAUUGCUGAAAUAGAAGAGGGCAGGAUGGACCCCCAAAUUAACCCACUAAAGAUGUCACCACAUACUCUGAGCUGUGUCACUUCUUCCAAGUGGGAUCGUCCCUACUCCAGAGAAGUGGCAGCAUUCCCGCUGCCAUUUGUGAAGCCCGAAAGCAAGUUUUGGCCCACAAUUGCUCGCAUUGAUGACAUAUAUGGAGAUCAGCAUCUGGUUUGUACCUGCCCACCAAUGGAAGCCUAUGAAUCUCCAUUUUCUGAACAGAAGAGAGCAUCUUCCUAAGAUUGCUUCCAGCUGCCUGCAUUUUUGACUCCAUCAUAGAAUGGCCCUUUCCUGAUUUCUUGGGGAUAUUUAUAUUGUGUAUAUUUUGAAUAAUCACCACAUUUGUUUGUUCAUUGAACACUGCUCAGUUAAAAUGUAAAUACAAUCAGUAUGUUAGGUGUAAACAAAAUGUGAUUGUUCCACAGCAGUUGAUGUUGGAAGUUGCCUUGAUUUAUCAUUUUGUCUGUUUCAUGCUAAAGUUUUAACAAUUAACACCCAAUUUGCAAGGUGGCAUGGGAGAUACAGUUAAAAAAGUAGAAAAUAUGCAGAUACAUAAGGCAAUACUAAUAAAUAUCAACUGCAGGAUUGUUUACAUUUUGUAAAAAAAAGAUGAAGUAGAUUUUUAAAUUUACUUCACAUAUUGCCACUAACUAGCAUUGCUAGUGUUAAUAUUUCAUACUGAUUUUUUUACCUAUCAGUGUUAGUAGUCUAAUAAAAUUGGUCAGAAUUUUAA
Molecule: messenger RNA, 3508 nt
Organism: Serinus canaria (Common canary)
Lineage: Eukaryota; Metazoa; Chordata; Aves; Passeriformes; Fringillidae
Gene: GLDC
Product: glycine decarboxylase
Exons: 25
Coding region: 1-3015 (1004 amino acids)
Biological process (GO): glycine decarboxylation via glycine cleavage system
Cellular component (GO): glycine cleavage complex; mitochondrion
Molecular function (GO): glycine binding; glycine dehydrogenase (decarboxylating) activity; pyridoxal phosphate binding
Source: RefSeq, a predicted model, not a curated record